UGUGGCUUCCCGGGUGGUUGGAGGCGCGGGGUCCGUUGGGGAGCGGAAGCAAGUGGGAGCCCGUGAGGGGCUGUCUGUGGGUGCGGUGGCUUUGGAGUCGGUGCUGAAGGAUUGUGGGGGUCAGUGAUUACAGGUGUGUGGAGAUCCCGGUUUCCGCGUUCGUGGUCAGGGUUUGGUUUCUGUCUGUAGCGCCCGGUGACUGAAGACUAGGGAGGGGUGUGUUUUGUCAGUGAAAGUGCUUUCUGCUUCGGAUUCGGGUUUUACCCUGCGGCUCAAAGACGAGCUGGGGCGCACGGUCAGCGAUCCCUGGUGUGUCGGGAUUAUUCCGAUGGUCGGAGAGGUCCAGAUCACAAGUAGGCAGAGAGGGAGGCAGAGAGAGAGGGGGAAACAGGCUCCCUGCUGAGCAGAGAACCUGAUGCGGGGCUGGAUCCCAGGACCCUGGGAUCAUGACCUGAGCUGAAGGCAGAGGCUUUAAUCUACUGAGCCACCCAGGCGCCCCAAGACACAGGUCAGGCGUAGGCACGAUUCACGGCUGCAGGAGAGCGAGCCCGCCCCGCUUCUCCCUCCCACAAGCUUGAACUCAUGACCCCAAGAUCAAGAGUCACAAGUUCUCACUCAGCCCACCAGGGACCCCAAAAUGAGAUCAACUUUUAGAUGAAAUUCUAUAAUCAGCCAUCUGACUAUAAGCCCUUAGGUUCUACUGUAGGAGCAAGAUCCAACAAGUAAAGCGAAGAGGUGGGCUCAGGACCUGCGUAUGGUCAUUUGUGGGGACACCACUGACCAGACACCAAAAUUUCAGAAAUUGAGGGGAAUGAAUUCAAGAAGAAACUGAACACACAAGUCCCCUUUACUGACUGUUUUCCAGUAACAGAAGAAAAUGAUUAAGGACCAGGUAACUCUGACACUGGAGGAUGUGGCCGUAGACUUCACAUGGGAGGAGUGGCAGCUCCUGGCCCCUGCCCAGAAGAACCUGUAUCGGGACGUGAUGUUGGAGAAUUAUAGGAACCUGGUGUCAGUAGGGUAUAAGGCCAGCAAGCCGGAUGCACUCUCCAGAUGGGAACAAGGGGCACUAUGGACAACAGAAGAUGAAAUCCGCAGUCGAAUCUGUCCAGAGAUCAAGAAAGAUGAUGGUCAUCUACAGGGGCACUUGCAAAAUCAAAGAUGUCCAAAGAGAAUGGAACAAUGCCAUGAACAUAAUGCAUUCGGAAACAUCAUUCAUCAGAGUAAAAGUAAUUUUCCCUUAAGGCAAAAUCAUGAUAUCAUUGGCUUAGAUGAGAAAACACUGAAAUCAAAUGUAAGUUUAGUCAACCAGAACAGAGUCUAUGAAGUAAAGAAUCUCGUUGAGGUUAGUGGAGAUACAAAAUCCUUCUCCCAUACAAAGCAUGACCAGUAUUGUACUGAAAUUAAAUUUCCUGAAUGUGGGAAUUCUAUGAAUAAAAAUUCCCAAUUCAUCAAGCAUCAAAGAACUGACAAGGUAGAGAAACCCCAUGUAUGCAGUGAAUGUGGAAAAGGCUUCUUCAAGAGAUCUCGGCUCAUGGAUCAUCAGAGAGUUCACACGGGAGAGAAGCCUCAUGGGUGCAGCAUAUGCGGAAAAGCCUUUUCCAGAAAGUCCAGACUCACCGAACAUCAGAAAACUCAUGUAGGUGAGACGCGGUAUGAAUGCUCUGAAUGUGACAAAGCCUUCCCCAAGAAAUCCCGGCUAAUCAUGCAUCAGAAAACUCAUACAGGAGAGAAACCCUAUGUGUGCAGUGAGUGUGGAAAAGGCUUCGUCAAGAAGUCUCGGCUCAUAAACCAUCAGAGAGUUCACACAGGAGAGAAGCCUCACGGAUGCAGUCUGUGUGACAAAGCAUUCUCCAGAAAGUCCAGGCUCAUUGAACACCAAAGAACUCACACGGGAGAAAAGCCUUAUGAAUGCACUGAGUGUGACAAAACAUUCCGCUGGAAGUCACAGCUCAAUGCCCAUCAGAAGACUCAUACAGGAGAGAAAUCGUAUAUAUGCAGUGAUUGCGGAAAAGGCUUCAUUCAGAAGGGCAAUCUCAUUGUGCAUCAGCGAACGCAUACUGGGGAGAAGCCUUAUAUAUGCAGUGAAUGUGGGAAAGGUUUCAUUCAGAAGGGCAAUCUCCUUAUACAUCAGCGAACUCACACUGGAGAGAAACCCUACGUGUGUACCGAAUGUGGGAAAGGCUUUAGCCAGAAGACAUGCCUCAUAUCACAUCAGCGAUUUCAUACUGGAAAGACUCCCUUUGUGUGUACUGAGUGUGGAAAAUCCUGUUCACACAAGUCUGGUCUCAUUAACCACCAGAGAAUUCACACGGGAGAGAAACCCUAUACCUGCAGUGACUGUGGGAAGGCUUUUAGAGAUAAGUCGUGCCUUAAUCGACACCGGAGAACUCAUACAGGAGAGAGGCCCUAUGGAUGUGCUGACUGUGGGAAGGCUUUCUCUCACCUGUCCUGCCUGGUUUACCAUAAGGGAAUGCUGCAUGCAAGGGAGAAAGGUACACGUUCAGUCGCACUGGAGAAUCCCUUCGCAGAGAGCCACAGCUCAUCGCUUUCAAAUGACAGCAGGCAGGAGAAGGACCCUGUUAACACAGUGUCCGUGCAAAUGCCUACUGUAGCAGCUCAGACUUCCUUGCAUCUUCGUGGACUCCUAACAGAUGGGAACAUGGCCACUGUGGGACAUCCAGGUGCCAGAUGCGCACCGUCAGCAGAUAACAGAAUUUACACAGAGAAACCUUUUGAAUGCAGUGAAUGCGGUAGUGCCCUCACUGAUCAGUUGUGUCAUAUUUUAUGUCACGAAAAGCACGCUGAAAUAAAAUGUGAUACGAUCAAGGUGGAAAACCCUUGACUAAAA
Mustela lutreola (European mink) is the source of this 2851-nucleotide messenger RNA. RefSeq names its product zinc finger protein 613 (gene ZNF613). Gene Ontology annotation, biological process: regulation of transcription by RNA polymerase II. The record is from RefSeq and is a predicted model, not a curated record. Bases 878 to 2845 code for a protein of 655 amino acids. Lineage: Eukaryota; Metazoa; Chordata; Mammalia; Carnivora; Mustelidae. The transcript has 8 exons. Gene Ontology annotation, molecular function: RNA polymerase II cis-regulatory region sequence-specific DNA binding; DNA-binding transcription factor activity, RNA polymerase II-specific.